Messenger RNA from Ochlerotatus camptorhynchus, 1666 nucleotides. RefSeq names its product Bifunctional Phosphopantetheine adenylyltransferase - Dephospho-CoA kinase (gene Ppat-Dpck). The record is from RefSeq and is a predicted model, not a curated record. Gene Ontology annotation, biological process: coenzyme A biosynthetic process. Lineage: Eukaryota; Metazoa; Arthropoda; Insecta; Diptera; Culicidae. The coding region runs from base 106 to 1632 and encodes 508 amino acids. Gene Ontology annotation, molecular function: dephospho-CoA kinase activity; ATP binding. The transcript has 2 exons.
GUAAUGAUAACAGACGGUGUUAGUUAAUAGUUGCCGAUUUUUCCAGUUUUGUGUAACGAUCUGUGAUGUGUUUGUAAUUUGUGUGCAUUUCCCAGAACGAGAGGAAUGCCAUCGAAAACGGGCCUGCUGACGGCGGUUCACCUGACGAACAUCGCAAACACCUUAGCCGCCACACGCAAAUAUGGCUUAGCAACUCUCUACGUUCAGUUGCAUCCACGGUUCAGAGAUGCGACCAGAUCGACAGCUUUCAGCAAAUUUAUCGCCAGUGUGUACCAAAGCUCACCGAAAGUGCUCGGUCCUGGGGUGGAUUUGCGCAUCCUCAUUAGUUCUCUUAAACGGAAAGAAUGUGUUCCUUUGAAGCGCCCCAUCGACUAUCUCUUUUACGAUUAUUCCAUCGGUUCGCAUCAGGAUGCGAAUUUUGAUGCGCCGAGGCACUAUCCUGGCUCCAGUGUGAUAGAACUAGGCACACAGCCGUUUUCGAUUGAUGUCACCGCGUUCACAGAAUCGCAGGACACUUUUAAAAAUGUCGUACUGGGUGGCACAUUCGAUCGAAUUCAUGCCGGCCACAAAGUGUUACUGUCCCAAGCCGCACUAUUAGCUGAGGAACGAUUGCUCGUCGGUGUAACCGACGAAAACAUGAUCAAAAGCAAGAAACUGUGGGAGCUGAUUCUUCCGACGGAGCGAAGGAUUGCAGAUGUUCGAGCGUUCUUGGAAGACAUCGAUUCCACCUUGCAGUACGAGGUCGUUCCCAUAAGUGAUCCAUUCGGACCAACUGCUACGGACCCGAACAUGGAUAUGAUCGUCGUCAGUACGGAAACGGCACGUGGUGGGGCCAAGGUAAACGAACUUCGCGCCAAAAAUGGACUCAACCAGCUGCAAGUCUACACGAUCAACUUGCUGGACGACGAACUAACCGUUGAAGACAAAGAAGACAAAAUCAGCUCCAGCAAUCAACGGAUGGAUAUGUUGGGAGCUCGUUUGAAGCCACGAGAAGCAAAGCCGCAUCUGAGUUCGACCCCGUACAUCAUUGGACUGGUUGGAGGUGUAGCUGCGGGCAAAAGCAAAAUGGCGGAACGUUUUGCCAAGCUCGGUGCAGGAGUGAUCGAUUGCGACAAGAUUGCCCACGAAUUGUACGAACCGGGCCAGGAUUGUUACCAGGCGGUUGUGAAUAAUUUUGGACUUGGAAUUCUGAAUGAGGACAAAACGAUCAACAGGAAAAUUCUGGGUGGUAUCGUGUUCACCGAUCCGGACAAGUUAAACCUGCUGAACACGAUCCUAUGGGAUGCGAUUUUAGAUAGGGCCAAGGAAAGGAUCAAGAAUUUGUACGAGAAGGAACACAAGCAGAUUAUCAUCAUGGAAGCAGCUGUGCUGUUGAGAGCUGGGUGGCAAAGUGCAUGCCAUGAGGUUUGGUCCUGCAUUAUUCCGAGGGAGGAAGCCCUGAAACGGUUGGUCGAUAGGAAUGGGUUAACGGAAGAAGAAGCUGAUAAGAGAAUAAAAGCACAACUUAGCAAUGCGGAGCUGGUGCAGCACUCGGAUGUUGUGUUCUGUACGGCAUGGAGCUACGAGUACUCGCAACAGCAGGCUGAAAAGGUUUGGGCGAAUUUGAUGAAGGAACUGAAGCUGAAGCUGUAGGUUCUGGUGGUUGGGCGGUUAAAAUAAAUGUUGA